This is a messenger RNA of Psylliodes chrysocephalus, 504 nucleotides long. The record is from the annotation of a GenBank genome assembly. Lineage: Eukaryota; Metazoa; Arthropoda; Insecta; Coleoptera; Chrysomelidae.
AUGUGCACUUACGACCAAACAGUCGCAAAGAAAGGGUCUGAUGAUGUUGCCUCAAUGCUCUAUCAUUUUGUCAACACCUACCUGGAUCCUGCUGUUAAGAAACUUUAUGUCUUCGCCGAUUCGUGCUGGGGACAAAACAAAAACCACACCAUCAUCCAGUUUCCUCACUACGUAACUGCUGAUUUAAAAAGAUUUGACACUAUGGCAAUCACUUACCCAGUUCGCGGCAAUUCCUUCAUGGAACGGAAGUUACUUGUCAUCAUUGAUAAAAGUUCAACGGAAAACCAGAAGAGAAAAUCAAACGUACCAGAUAUUCAAGAACCCAACCAGCUCUACCAUAGCCCUAUACCUCUGCCCAAAGAAAAGUGUGCUGAUCUAAAAGUUCUAAUGAAAUUCUGUGAAAAAGAAGGAUCUAAAGAUUACUACAGCCAACUUCUCUCUGCUAACCGGCCUGUACCAGAAACAGAAUCAGAUGAUGUACCUGAUGAUCAAAGUGAUUUUUAG